ACGAGUUUUUGUCACGGAGUAUUUAUUUUUUUCUUCGGGGAAAUUAAAUGUGUUAUAUAUGUUAGUUAACGGUUGUGAUUGAGAAGUAUUGUAAAGAAUUGUUGGAGUAAAAUUGUCUCCAUUUAUUUAAAGACAGGUGCGCUCUCAAGGAUAAAUCACCUUACAUUGGACGUCUCAUUUGCAUAAAGCGCCGCUUGCCAGCUCAAACACUUUGGCAGACCCAAAUUAGUUUACUCGCGCGUACUGCAAAAAAUCCCGUACACAGUGGAGGCCAGAUAAAUCCAUACAUCACGGCCAUGGCGUACCAGCGAACCGAAUACGCGGAUAAAACGCUCUCCAUGAACUCACUAGCGGAUCGAAAACUCAAAAUUCAGCUAAAUAGUCUUGAUACCCAUAAAGGGACGAUAACGAAAGAAAUGAACCGCGAGCGCAAAAGGCUGGAAAAGGAAUUAGCGGACGCGGAGGGCUACAUGAGGAAUCGCCUCGCUGUGGCGAGCCCAGACGGAAGAGCGCUCAGUCCUCGACUCCCAAGGCGUUAUUCGACACCACAGACGAUGAUUACAACAGCUUUUCCAGACACGCGAAAGUCGCCACUCACACGGAGGAGAAACUUCUCGGAUGGGGUGUCUGAUUUGAGCUGCACGGAAAACUUAGCUCGAAGUCCAUGCGCUCCCGUAAGUCCGACAAUGAAUUUAUUACAACCACCGUUCAAUCAACCGCGCAGACAAUCAUUGCCACCUAUUGGUGCUGGGGGGCUUGUGUGCAUCGAGCCAGGAAGAAGAGAUGAGCUAUGUGUACCUAGGAGAGACAGACGAGGGAGUUACGGCGGUAAGAGUCCCGCAACUAUUAGUCCGACACAAUCCGGAGCGACCACUCCGAGAGCGCUCGCACGGAAAGGAAGUUCACUAAACGAACUUCAACUCCAAGAAGUCACCGCAAAAGUGAGUAAAAUGGAAAAAAUGGACGCAGAAACGGAAAAGGCGAAGACUGAGAAAGUGGAGAGCGAGGAGGAGGAUGUUUACACGGAACUCGACAGCAACGAGUCGGAAACGAUGCAAGAUUUGAUGAGCUCGGACCCACGCAUUAUAUCACCAGUGGUGGGAACAUUUCAUCCAGCUCAUUUUGAAUAAUUUGCGCUGCUGGUGUUUAUGCUAUUAUGGCAAUCAUAGCGCAAUUGCCUAGUGAUACCCUGCAGAGUCAUUAAAAACGUCGCCGAGGAAAUAUUAUUAUCAUGUGCGGGAAAUCUACAUCGUAGGAGAGACACUGGCAAAACAGACUGGUAUAUGCAAGUAAAAUUCUAAGAUGCCGCGCGCAACACUAGUGACUGCAAGAAGGGAAAGAUGAAAACGUUCGCCAUAUUUUUUUUGUGUUUGCAUCUAAAAACUUCGUCUCUUCCUAUGGCAUUGUUCUCAGUUUACAAGCAGUUGAUGAAAACGUUCGCCAUAUUUUUUUGUGUUUGCAUCUAAAAACUUCGUCUCUUCCUAUGUCAUUGUUCUCAGUUUACAAGCAGUUGAUGAAAACGUUCGCCAUAUUUUUUUUGUGUUUGCAUCUGAAAAGUUUGUCUCUUUCGAUGUCGUUGUUCUCAGUUUACAAGCAGUUGAUGAAAACGUUCGCCAUAUUUUUUUUGUGUUUGCAUCUAAAAACUUUGUCUCUUCCGAUGUCAUUGUUCUCAGUUUACAAGCAGUUGUUGUCGAUAGAACGUACUUAAAUCUUGUAGGCGAAUGAGUAACGAAUAAAUACGUUUCUCUUGGA
Messenger RNA from Nematostella vectensis (starlet sea anemone), 1752 nucleotides. RefSeq lists its product as uncharacterized. Lineage: Eukaryota; Metazoa; Cnidaria; Anthozoa; Actiniaria; Edwardsiidae. The transcript has a single exon. The record is from RefSeq and is a predicted model, not a curated record. The coding region runs from base 297 to 1130 and encodes 277 amino acids.